AGCCUGCAGGGCCGCUCCUCUGCCGGCGCACAGCGGGGCGCACAGCGGGGCGCACUGGCCCUUUAAGAAGGAUAAAGACAACAGCAGCUUCGCACGAGCCGAGCGCAUCGAUGCCGCGCGCUACAUUUCAGCAGUAUUUAGCUCCGGUGCUGCAGAGAUAAUUCAACCUCACCGUGCUUUACAAAGGCCAAUUCAUGUGCAGUGUACGUACGCGUCUCUGGCAGGAGGAGAAAUGUGACGGUGUGUCCAGCAGCCGGUUUGCUCUCUGGUGCGUUAUUGAUUCGAGCAGAGAAUCCUGAGCUGCAGCACUAAUUUUGGCAGUCAGGAUCUUCCACAGAGCCCUUUCUCAGGGAGGGGAAGGCUGCUGGUUUUCAACUUCCUACCUUUGUUGUUUCAGGACGUCCUGUACAUCAGCCAGGCAGUGCCCCCUCCAUCGUACCCCAAAGAGCUCCACCUAAACAAGUAGUAAUGGAAGACAAACGCAAGAAGCGGAGCCCCAAGGUGUCUCUUCCGCAGCCCCCUCCUCCCCCCAUCAACCCCCGCAAACUCACCGUCCUGCCCGCCAGCAAAAGUGCCACCUUCUCUCUCGGCCUGCCGCAGCCACCUUCCCCCAAGAACAGAGGCAAGUUUAAGAGGUCCAUAGGAGCACCAGGUCAGCCCAAAGAGGUCUUCACAGCCGUCGUAGCUCCACCAAAGACCACCAGGCCUCAUAAGGAGAAGCCCCGGGCUCCACAGCCAGCAGGGCCCAGCAAAGUAGUCCAGGCUUCCCCCCUGCAGCACUCCUUUCUCACAGAUGUCUCAGAUGUGAGAGAGAUGGAGGGAGGCCUCCUCAACCUCCUCAAUGACUUCCACUCAGGCAAACUACAGGCUUUUGGUAAGGUGUGCUCCUUUGAGCAGCUGGAGCAUGUGCGCGAGAUGCAGGAGAAGCUAGCCCGACUGCACUUCAGCCUCGACAGCCACGUAGAGGAGCUUUCAGAGGACCAGAGGAAGUGUGCUUCUGACCACAACCUGGAGCACCUGCUCUGUAAUCUGGAGGAACUCAGCACCUCAAUACAAAAGCUCCACUUGGCUGAGAACCAGGACCUGCCCAAGACAUCUGGUCCCUGACAAAGUGAGGUGCAGAGGACGGCAACCACACACUCAUCUUCUCCCAACAUCUAGCCAUCCAGGUUGCCAUGGCAUUGAUCCAGCUGCCUUAGUAACAGAAUGGAAAGAUCCACAGGAGGAGGGGCUAUUUUUUUUUCCAUUUGGUCAGUGAAGCCGAGGGAACAAUACAGUGACGCAAAGCAGCAGAGCAUUAAAUGGCCACUAAACCAAAAUCAUAAACCUCGCAUUCAUGGCACAAGAAAUGAUCCGAGGGUUUGCUGAACAGUUGUGUUAGAAGGAACAUGUUAGAAAGUCUUCAGCAUGUUCUUGGCAUCGACUGACUUGGCUCCAGUUAUUUGUUACAUCAUUUGCUAACAAAUAAUUGAAUCCAGGUGUAGUCUUUGGUUCUCUAUUUGUGUUUUUCUUUCCAUCACAAGAAGCACAUUUCCAUGACAGUUUCAGAAUUUGUAUCAUUUCAUAUUACACCGUGUCUUUGUUGUAAUUUCAGAAGGUAUUUGUCUCUGUUAGUGAAGGUAAAGAAAUGUGAGCCAUACUUAAGUAGCAAACAUAUUUGGCCCUUGUCGACAACACCACUGUGGUUAGCUCAGAACUUUAAAGGGAGUUUUCACUUUUGCUAUUAUUCUAAAUACGCUCCCUCAUUUUUAUAGUUUUAUAGUUUAAGUUUGAUACUGGAAACGGACUGGAUUUAAUACAAGCAGGGUCAACCUUUGUUAUAACUGUGCAUUUUAAAGGGACUAUGUGAAGAGUUGUAUAUUUGAUUCAUUUACAUACCAUAUAUAAAUUGAUGUUUUGCCAAUGUGCAGUCCAGCUACUGUAUCUGUUGACACUGAUGGUUUAAUAUAACUUGAGUUGGAGAAUUUUGUCAGUGCUUUUUCGGGAUUGCCUUUAGGCUUUGUUUUUUGUGAAUGAGUAGCAGCAUCCCUCCAAGCACAAGCUCAUCCACACUGCUACUGAAAUGCUGUGAAAUCAUCUACUGUAUCAUGUAGGUCACAGGAACUCUGUCCAGUCUGACAUUCACCUGUCGCUCAUGACAGUGUUGGACAGCACAUCCAGUACUGCAGCUAGCAAACAUCUCUGUUCAGUACAAUUUCAAAAUGGCAGCUACUUUCAUAGUUAAAAGGUUUGUGGGGUGAGAUUAUGAUUUGCGUUGUAUUUAAUUAAAAACUUGGCAGCAAUGCGGCUUGGCCAUAAUAUUUAAUCCCCCACAGGUCAAUUAAAGUGAUAUUCAAGAUCAAUCUGGAACAUUAAAGCAUGUUAAAGCAUUGAUGCAUUAAAAAUGUAACACAAGUCUUUUUUACUGCUUGCUAAGCCUACCUCUUUUAUAAGGCCUUAGCCUGAAUUGCCUCAACAGUGAUGAAAACAUGUCUCAUUCUUGGUACCCCGACAAUGAUUCUUCACAGUGGGGCUGCAACUAAUGAUUAUAUGUUAGACCAUAAGACAUCAGAAAAUGUCCAUCCCAGUUUCCCAGAGUUUAAGGUGAUGUAUUCAGAUGUCUUGCCAUGUCUGACCAACCCAAAGAUGCUUAGUUUACAGUGAUCCAAAAAGAAAAACUAAUUGAUUGUCCAAAUUGUUGAUUAAUCUGUUGAUUGACUAAUAGUUGCAGCUCUACGUCACAGUCAGCUUUUUCUGUUAUUUUACAUAUUAAGAGUAAAUUCACCAGGAGACUGGAUACCAUUGCAUAUGAAUUGGUCAACACAACAAAACACUUGGGAAGAAUCUCAUGUUUAUGCAGUAACUGUACCCAUCAAUAAAGCUAAAGUAGGUAUCUUAAAAAGCAUAAUGUGUGUUUC
Molecule: messenger RNA, 2897 nt
Organism: Morone saxatilis (striped sea-bass)
Lineage: Eukaryota; Metazoa; Chordata; Actinopteri; Moronidae
Gene: ccdc28b
Product: coiled-coil domain containing 28B
Exons: 6
Coding region: 469-1107 (212 amino acids)
Source: RefSeq, a predicted model, not a curated record